This is a messenger RNA of Helianthus annuus (common sunflower), 1026 nucleotides long. Its product is annotated as probable receptor-like protein kinase At2g39360. The record is from RefSeq and is a predicted model, not a curated record. The transcript has a single exon. NCBI's taxonomy places the organism in Eukaryota, Viridiplantae, Streptophyta, Magnoliopsida, Asterales, Asteraceae. Gene Ontology annotation, biological process: protein autophosphorylation. Gene Ontology annotation, molecular function: transmembrane receptor protein tyrosine kinase activity; ATP binding. The coding region runs from base 1 to 1026 and encodes 341 amino acids. Gene Ontology annotation, cellular component: plasma membrane; plasmodesma.
AUGGUACUCUCAAGAUUUCGGAUGAGUGAUAUAUCGAAGGCCACAGAAAGGUUCUCUGAAAGAUUCCUCAUCGGGUUUCAUGAAUAUGGCAAGGUGUAUAAAGCAGAACUUGAUGAUUUUGAAAAUAAAAGUUCAUUGCCAUUUAAAGAGAAAAAUGACGGUAAAUGGCAAAAGAGACGCACCAGUGUAGCUAUAAAAUGCUUUUCUAGUAGCGUAGAUGUAAAGCAAAGGUUCUUUUCUGAAAUUGUAAUGCGCACUAGUUAUAAGCAUCCCAACAUAGUCUCUCUUCUAGGCUUUUGUGAUGAAGGUGAUGAGCUUAUCCUUGUUUAUGAACAUGCCUCUAACAAUAGCCUCCACAACUAUGUGAAAAAUGUUGAUAAGAUGGGUAAUCUUACAUGGAGGCAACGUCUACACAUGUGCCUCGGUAUUGCACAUGGACUCAAUCGCCUUCACACCAAGAUGGGUAGCCAACAAAGGACAAUCCAUGGAGACAUUAGAAGUGCCAACAUUUUGUUAGGAAAGAAUUUGGAGCCGAAGAUUGCUUACUUUGGGAUCUCAAAAUUUCACUUAGCAUAUCAAGAGGAAAGCAGUAGACAAGUUUAUUGGGAUCCCGAAUUUGAAAAAUCAUCAUUAAUAAAAAAAGAAUCAGACAUUUACUCCUUCGGGGUUACACUAUUUGAGAUCUUUUGUGGGACGUUGGCAAAUGAUCCCUAUUACACAAUUGCAGAUCCUAAAGGUCUUGUACCCUAUGCAUGGAGCCACUUCAAUAAUAAAAGCAUACAGAAAUUGAUAGAUCCUAAACUUUUUAAAAAAGCAAUUGAUGAUGACAUUUUGACUUCAAAUAUUAGAGGACCAAAUCUAGAUUCUGUAGACACAUUUUUGAAAAUUGCCUAUCAAUGUGUGAAAGAAACUCAAGCCAAGCGUCCGUCAAUGGAAACCCUCAUCAAGCAACUUGAGAUAGCAUUAGACUUUCAAGUAAGUCAAUAUUUCGGAAGUAUACCAUUCUCUCUUCUAUUCAGAUUCUAA